This is a messenger RNA of Chondrus crispus (carragheen), 4138 nucleotides long. RefSeq names its product Serine/threonine protein kinase. Bases 1 to 4032 code for a protein of 1343 amino acids. Gene Ontology annotation, biological process: protein phosphorylation. The transcript has 2 exons. Gene Ontology annotation, molecular function: protein kinase activity; ATP binding. The record is from RefSeq and is a predicted model, not a curated record. NCBI's taxonomy places the organism in Eukaryota, Rhodophyta, Florideophyceae, Gigartinales, Gigartinaceae.
AUGCCCUCCGAUGUCGAUAUUCAAGAGGUCAACUGGGAUCGUCUAGUAUGGACUACGGACCAGGGAUCUGUGUUGGGUCAAGGUUCUUUCGGAGUUGUCUACCUUGGUGCACUCGAUGGCUCACCGGUUGCUAUCAAGGUUGUCAAGCCCUCAGUGCGCACCGGAAGUCUCAGUGACGAAACGAAUGCAGAGGCUGAGGCAUCGGCUAUGAAGCAGCACCGACGUGAGAUUCACAGACUCGCCGCAAUGCGCAACCCUUACGUAAUUCAGUAUCUUGGCGUCUUCCGCAAUCCGCAAUCGCGCGCCCUCUAUAUUGUCACGGAGUAUCUGGAGGGUCGCUCUCUUCACGAAUCCAUGUGUCGUAUGCGUGCCCGUAAUGCUGUUCUAGACGAGCGUUCUUUCCUGGCAAUUGCUGGCCAGAUGGUUUAUGGACUCAAUCAUGUUCACAUGCAACUGUACACGCACGGUGACAUUAAGCCUCAGAAUAUUCUGCUUUCAGCACCACUUACAAUGACGAAAGACAAGAGCGGUGCAUUCACUGCAUCAUUCCCGCAGUCGGCAAAAGUUAAAAUUGCUGAUUUCGGCUUAUCAAAGCGCCUAAAGGGUGCAAAGAAUGUUUUUCUCAAUGACAUGACAGUUGCCACUAGUGAGUUUGGAGAGGGGCCGUGUGGCACAUACCUUUACAUGGCUCCAGAGGUGUUUGGAGGUGUUGCUCAGUUAUCAGAUGCUGAUGCGAAGGCUGCUGAUAUCUAUGCGUACGGUCUUAUUUUGUUCGAGCUACUCUCUGGAGUUCAAAGUUGGAGUCUGGAGGGCGUGCGAAACAUUAUGCAGUUGUCUUGGUGCGUUCACGAAGGGAAAAGACCAUCUUGGGGGGAGAGGCGGAGCCAAAUCAACCCGAAGUACAUUGAUCUCGUUGAACGAUGUUGGAGACACGAACCAAGCAAACGACCAAAUGCAGGAGACGUUGUUGUAGAGAUCAAGGCGUUGAGUAGCUCUUUUGAGGAUCAAUCUGUCGAAGUAGUUGCUCAGCCCACACUGACUGCGGAGGCCACUCUAUCUCCUUCGCCAAAUGCUACUCCCUCGUCCCCAAGAGAUGAACGCGUCAACGUCAAGCCCAAAGCAUCUUCUUCUCGACUGGGAAACGACAGCGGCCGAGCAACACCCUCUCUACCGCCGGAGAUUCAUGGCGGGGAUUUCCCCAAUAGGCAUGGUGAGGGGGCGUUUGCGGCAUCAACUGAGCUGAAAGCAGGAGACUCCCAGCCUUCACGGAGAAGACACGGAAAAUGUGCUCAAGAUGAGCUGCCUCAGCCAGUUUCAAGAGAUCCAAUAGCUGUGCAGGAUAAAAUUCCAUCUAACCCGGUGACAAUCCCCAAGAUCCGAAGGCUCCAUAUCGUUGGGACAGAAUCGCAAAAGUUGGAGGCGCCCUCGAAGCCUACAGGUUCUUGUGCUUCUUUCCAUGAUGACGGCGUCCGCGGAGAGCCCUCUGAACCCACAAACGAUACGUACGCUUCCACGGGCGUCCAUGUGCCUCCAAAGAAUAAUUCUGCAACUUCCGCAGCCCCUCUACAAAUAGGGGCAAGUGACAAUCUAUGUCCUGCGAGACUCGAUACGCUCAAUGACGUUAGGAUGCCACAAAAAGAAAAUAGACAUCCUAGUAACGCAGUGGAGAACCUCCGAAACGACCAAGCUCAACCCAUCGACGUUUUGGAAGCUGGGCAUGACUCACAUGGAAUUGAUGACAGCUUUCUUGGUGGCGUACAGGUCAUGCGUGUUCAGACUUUCUGUCUCCCAACCCCAUCCCCACUACAGGUCCCCCAAGAUCCUGAAGGGCGAGCUACCAUGGGGACUGGUUCCAUUGAACCUAAUGCUAGACCACCCUCUUCUCAAGAGAGAAGAUCCGGCGACGAUAUACUGAAUUCAUUUAUUCAGUGUGGAAAUAGCGAGGUGCAUGUGGACGAAGACAAUGAGAUGCCCAAAUGCGAUGUCUCCGAUAUCGGAGGUGACUACUCUUUGAAUGAAGAAUCGAAGAAACGCACACUGCCUAAAGUGCAAGGCUCAUCCACAGUUGAAAGGAAUUCAGCGAAGGACUAUAGGAAUAGCAGCAUAGGACCAAUUGCUAGUGACGGUGGCGCUGUACGUGGCCUUCCUGUUGUGGCAGAACUGCCUUUACCGCUGCUGCAGCUCGAAAUUAAGGAGCAGUCGCAGUGGCCGAUGGAACGGAUACAGUUGAAACCAAAGUCAAGGGAAACGCCAUCGUCUGAAACUCACAAUGUUCGAGUGGAUGAAGAGCGGCGGUUCUCGUCAAAUGUUGCUAGACCGCAGCACCAAGUCGUUCAGUCGCAUCUACCGAGGUCGCCGAGUGAGGGGUUCUCAAUAUCUCCCACUGGAAUGGGAAACGUGGUUCUAUCACCACCACCUGAUCCCAAUUUAAACACCCAUGUGGAAAGUAUUAGAUUCGAAGAUGCCACCAUUCGUGCGCAGAAAGAACGGCCUUUGACUACCCUCACCUCGUACCAACCAUAUGGAACCAUGACAGGUCAAGGGGCGACAGCACCACUACUUUCUGAAACUGGGUACGGGGCUACUGGAUCAACUAUGUUGCAAACUCCGACGAUGUCGAAGAUUCCUACAAGGCUGCCUGGAAGACCUGAGCAUAGUACCCCAGGCUGCCACAAUUUUGAAAACCUAAUGACGAAGCAAUGUCGUUUAUUAGUACCUCACAGCGAUAUGGAAGAAGUUUGUCACGCCCUGCGGACCCCAGAUGCCGUCAAGCAGUUGGGCGUAUUAUGGAAUCAAGGAUGUACACAAGCAGUGGCUGGGGCUCUUGCGCAAGCUCACGAUUUGAAAGGAGGCGAUUUUCUAUCACUGACAUGUGAUUUCCUUGGGCCGCACUCAUCGGGCAAGCACGAUCCGUUUGUGGACAUGGGACUGUGCACUGCAAUUGGAAACAUCUCUCGAAAUGCCUCUGACAGUAUUAAACCACAGUUGGUGCUGCAGGCUCUUCGAGUGACAGUCUCAACAAUGUUCGCAUAUCGGACAACCUUCGCGAAGAAUGAGCUUGCCAGUGUUGAAUUGUACACGUCAUGCAAUUUUGCGCUAUGCAAUUUGCUGAAGGUCAAUAAUAGCAUUGAGGAUGUGAAGCUAAGGUCGGAUUUGGCCAAGUGGAUCUUGUACGUUAUAUCAUGGAAGAUAUCCGACAAUGGUUCGGCAAGGGGAGCGCAGGCAGAUACACUAUGUUAUGAGGCGACUUGCGCUGCACGAAACUUUAUGUGGAGGAAUGAAGCCAACGCACAGGCGUUUACAGAGGAGACAGGAGUCAGGGAUGCCCAGCUGAUUGAGAGUUUAAUCGCCUCAAUGAAGCAGUUUGAUUGGAAGGGCAACGGACCAUUGUCAGAAGCUUGUUUAUCAGCUGUUGCAGUGGCAAUAACAAUACCGCAACAUCGAAAAGAAUUUAUGAAUCUUCAAGGUAUAGCUCUGGUUUUGGGGGCGCUACAUGGACGUUUAGAUGAGGUGAAGAAAGCCAAGGUAGGAUUAUCAAUGAUAACCGCCCUGAUUGUUUGGUCGGGGAAUCGCAUGGAAGAACGAGACAUUUUAGAGGAUGUGUGCGUGAAGGACCAGGUGUGCGUUCGACUGCUCAAGUUGUUGGAAGUGAUGCAAAACCCUUGGAGACCAAACCAGACAAAGCUUGAAGCUCUAAGCAUUGGUUAUGGUACAUUAUUGCGGUGCAUGGAAUUGGGUGAACAACUCCAUGAAAAGAAUUUGUACGAAACGGCAGUGCAAAUGACUUCUCUGACUGUUAAGAAGCUGUGCACGUCUAGUGAAAAUGGCAGUGGAGUGUUGAGGGCCCGGAAUGAUCUGUGUGUGCAGGUUUGUGACGUUCUUCAACUGCUGGCAAGAGAGCCUAGGGCGCGGCUGUUGUUGCAGCAAGAAACAAGUGUAUAUCUCAAACAGCUGAUGGGAGACAGGGGGCACGACGAAGCGGUGAUAGGUUGCAUGCGGACAACGCUGAAUAUAUUGGAGAAGUCGCAGUAACUUCGAUUUGUGCAAGUACGAGACCGUCAAGGACGAUCUGAUGUCAUUCUAGUGUAUAAAGAUGUAUGUAUGUAGUGCCAUGAUAUGCACUGUAGAAGACACCUUA